CUUUUACAGUCCGUAGCAUGGGGGGGGGGGGAGAAUACAGGCUUGUGCUGGGUUUGAUAAUAUAACUUUGUGCUUUAUUACGUGUAAAGGCAGUCAUUUUAUUGUUGUCAUUAUUAAACUAAUAUGUAUAUAAUUUUUAAGCGUGCAAGAUGGGAGGGACCUUUGACACGCCACUGGCUUCUUGUCCUCGUCGAGGCCACUAGUGUUAGUGGCCCCUCAGGACGCGGGUGGGCACCUUCAGGACGGAGCUGGGGGAGGUGACGAGCCACGUCAACCUCAGCGACGUGACGGUACGGGACGGCGGCACCUACACCUGCACUGCCCAGAACGCCGUCGGCUCCGUCGCCCACUCCGCCAGGCUCAAUGUUUACGGUCCGCCCUUCGUGCGUGCGAUGCCCAACGUGACGGCUGUGGCUGGCGAGGACGUGAGGCUGUGGUGUCCUGCUGGAGGCUUCCCCGCUCCUACCAUCACCUGGCGCAGGGAGGGACUCUCUCUCCCCUCCUCCCUCAGACAAGAGGUGUUGCUGAACGGGACGCUGGUAGUGAGGACGGCCUCCCACGAGGACACCGGCCGCUACUCCUGCCUGGUCUCCGGCAGGCAGGGCCAGACCGCCGCCUCCCACACCUUCCUCCAUGUCCUCAAACCUCCGGAAAUCGACACGUUCAACUUCCGGAGUAACCUGGAGGAGGGCCGGCGGACGCAGCUCUCGUGCACCGUGACGGCGGGGGACCUCCCCAUCACCAUCAACUGGCUCAAGGACGGCCGCCACCUUCAGCACGACCCGGAUGUUGAGAGUAAACAAGUCAGCGAGUUCUCCAUGGUGUUGAUCUUCAAGAAGCUGCGAGAGCAUCACUCAGGCGCCUACACCUGCGAGGCGGCCAAUGCUGCUGCGUCUGUCAAUCACACUGCCACGCUUAGGGUCAAGGUGUCGCCGAAGUGGGUGGUGGAGCCUGGAGACGGGACGGCGCUGGUGGGGGCGACGGUUGUGCUGGCCUGCAGCGCCCGGGGCUACCCUACACCUGUGCUCACCUGGAUGAAGGCUCCAGGAGAGGUGGCGCAGGACUUCCAGCCAGUGGUGGUGGACGGAGUGAGGUCCCUGCAGGCAGCGAACGGGUCCCUGGUCCUGCAGGAUACCAAGACCAGUGACGCAGGAUGGUUCAUGUGUCGCGCCGCUAACUCCGUCGGAAAACCAAUUACCAAAGUUGUUCAGCUCACUGUUCAUGCCCCAGCUCGCGUAGUGACGGAGGGAAGACGUGUGACGGGCCACGCUGGACAGACGGUGACGGUAUCCUGCGAAGCUACAGGCGAUGACCCUCUUACUCUUACCUGGCUCCGUCACCAUGCUCCCGUCUCUCCAGGUCACAGGACAUCGGUGCGCGAGAGCGAGGUAGGGAGCGUGGUGCGGGCUGUCCUGGAGAUCCGGGCGGUGACAUCAGGCGACGCCGGCCCCUACACCUGCCGCGCCACCAACCCUCACGGAGACCACUCCCACGUCUUUGACAUCGCUAUCAUAGAGCCGCCCACAGCGCCAGCAGGCGUGAGUGUGAGUGAGGUGACCAGCCGCUCCGCCGUCGUCUCCUGGAUUCUCCCGCAGCCUGCUGCUGUCACCAUACAGUACCGGGCGUCGGAGGAGGAGUCGUGGGCUGUCCACGGGAGGAACGUGAGUGUGGGCCAGUGGGCCACAUCACACGUGCUGACAGCGCUGGCCCCCUACAGGACGUAUGCUGUCAGGCUCAUGGCCCACAACGACCUUGGCGUGUCGCAGCCCUCUUUAGUCCACGUCUUCACCACUACUGAGGAAGCGCCGUCAGGAGCGCCGCAGGACGUGCGCGUGGCUGUGGGAGGUCCUCGCUCCCUGCUAGUGACCUGGAGGGCGCCGCCCCCGCAGCUGACUCACGGCCCCCUCAGGGGAUACACCCUUGCCCUCCGACGCCAGAACCUGCAGGGGCACCUCACCUUCAUCACCAGGCCCGUGACGGAUGUGGAGAGUGUGGAGCAGUACGAGGUGCAGGGCCUCACGCCGGCGACGCUGUACGAGGUGGCCGUCAGAGCCUUCACCAGAGCGGGUCCUGGACCACUCUCCUCCCCCAGAAUCGUUGACUCCACAAGCCACGAGGCGCCGUCAUGUCCGCCGGCAGGAGUGUCGUGCCGCGGGUCAGGGCGGGGCGGGGUGCGGGUGUGGUGGUCGCCCCCACCUACACACUGCGCCCACGCCCCCGUCCAAGGCUACACCAUCAUCGCCACGCCCACCACCCACUCCCACCACGCCACUGACGGUCAGAUGUGGGAGGUGCUGACAACCAACCUGGAGAAGAACUUGGACGGGCUGCCCUCAGCCUCCAACAUCAGCGUCAGAGUCAAGGCCUUCAACGACGUUGGCUUCAGUGCCCCCAACCAUCCCGUUUUCUGUAUAACAGAGGAUGAUGUACCAGGUCCCCCGGAGCGCGUGCGAGUACUGGUGACUGGCGCAACUACCCUGCUGGUGACGUGGGCGCCUCCACAACCAUUCACCGGCGCCGUCCUCCACUACACCCUGUACUCCGCCCGCGACGACCAGGUGGCGGUUCGUGACGUGGUGGGAGCAGGAGGCUCCGAGGCCACCUGGAGGGAGCUGACUGGCCUCACCCCGACCUCCAGAGUCCAGGUGUGGGUGACUGCGACUACGGUAGCCGGCGAGGGUAACCCGUCGCCCCGUCUCACAGCCCUGCCCACCCCAAAGCCCACCCACUCGGCCGUGGCUGUGGGCGGUGGGCGGACGUGGCGAGUGGGUGCGGGUUCGGGUGUGACGUUGGGGUGCCGUGGGCUCGGUUCGCCCGCCCCGACCAUCAGCUGGACGCGGGCGGGGGCGGCGGUCACCAGCGGCCAGAUGACGCAGCUGCUGCCAGGCGGUGACCUUCACCUUACAGCUGUUCGAGAGACCACCAAUUACACCUGCUGGGUGCGCAAUGCCGUGGGCGCUGACAGUCUCACGCACCUGGUAGUGGCCGUCACGCCGCCCUCGCCGCCCACACUGGCCCUGGGGCACGCCACCCAUCACGCCCUCAACCUCACCAUCAUCCCUACAAGUGACGGAGGAGCGCCCAUUCUAGGGUACACGGUGCACCACCGGGGGCGUGCUGGGGAGUGGGUGGAGGUGGAGGCGGCCCCAGGGGCGGGCGGGGUGGUGGUGGGCGGCCUGCCGUGUGGGGCGCCCCAUCACCUCUACCUCACCGCCUGGAACGUGAUGGGCACCAGCGCCCCCAGCCCCGUCCUCGUCGCUGACACCCUGGGGGACGCUCCCGGCCGACCUGACCCCUCCAGACUCGUCGAGAUCAACUCCACCUGCGUCACUUUGCGUCUCUACGUCUGGCCGGAGCUGGGCUGUCCCGUCACACACUGGAAGGUUGAACAUGGGAGCGAGGAAGGCAGCGCGUCAUGGGCGACCCUGCACUCCCACGUGACCCGUGACACUACUGACCUGGGAGUGUGUGACCUGUCCUCUGCAGCCUGGCACCUCCUGAGGGUCACUGCCUCCUCUACAGCCGGCGACACUGCCGUCGUUUACCGCGUGGCGACUUCAGAUAAUGAAGGGGGAUCCAUUACUGCGGAGUCUGUGCAGGAGGUGGUGGUGGGCGAGUCCUCUGGCGUGGGUGGGUGGCUGGAUGCUCACAUUGUAGCGGGGGUAGUCAGCGCCCUCCUGCUGGCUACCGCUGUCAUCAUCUGCGUCUGCGUCGCCGUCAGGAGGAGGAGGUACGGGGGAUACAGCAGGCAGGGGGAGAGUGUGGAGCAGAAGGGUGGAGGAGAGGACGACAACGCCCGCAACUCUGAGCUCACCCGCGCCCACCUCUACUCUCCCACGCCCACCAAGAAGCCCCGGGGCUCCCUGGCCUCCCUCAAGACCCAGGAUGACACCUCCGACCCCUACGAGAUCUGCCCUUACGCCACCUUCAGCGUGGGAAGCUCUGAAGGCACCUUAGAGUACGGGUUGUCCCUGCACGCCAUGACGCCCCGGGACUGCUUGGACCACCCGGCCGGCCACAGUGAUCGCUCCUCCCAGCAGCAGUCACCAGCUUACGGCCAGGUUGGUCGUCAGAGGGCCCAGUCCCACUAUAAGGAGACAGAGAUCGCGUACAUCACCCGCAGUGGGCGUCCGGAGUAUGGGAGUCGUCCCAAGUCCAUGCCCAAUGCCCAGCCUAUGCCCAGUGCCCAGCCUAUGCCCACCUCCGCCACACCCGCACCUGCCACCUCCGAGCAGAGGUCAUGGACAGAGGAGACCAGGAAGGACACGCGAGGCCGUCCUCACCGACCCAGGAGCCGCACUAGAGUUGAAACCCCCGGAGGAGGAAGAGACUCUAGCACAGAAAGUAAUGACGCCUCGUCCCCCGUGCAACACCGCCACCACUACCAACAGCAACAGCAACUUCCGCCACAGCUUCACCCACAGCAGUUGACAGCGCAGCAGCAACAGCAGCAGCAGCAGCAGCAGCAGCAGCAGCAAGUGGCAGCGGCAGCUGCUGCAGUAGUCACAGCAGGAAGAGGAGGCCCCCACCCGCUGCCUCCGGUCCGCCAUGCCAGAGCACGGACUGAGUCGUCCUCCAGUGACAGCUCCUCCUCGACUCCUCCGAGACCACUUCACCCUCCGUCAGCCUUCUCAGACUCCAGGGAACUCUCUGAAGCCGAGUGCGACCGAGAGAUCUUCCAAGCACACGAAAAUGAUGGAGGACAGCCAGGGGGUUCUGCUCCCCCUCCAAGGAGGACUGGGGAGGAGAGCAUCAAGGCCGAGCUGACAGUGUUGCUCCAACGCUAUCACCAACAACAUCAACAACAACAACAACAGAACAAGGACGACGAAGAGAAACAAACAGAGCACAAGAAGCCUCGUGUCCCGGAGAGGAACCCUUACACCAUCAAUGUGUAGCUGUGUAGUCCUUAUUCACCAGGACGAGAGCCUCUAUAUUUUUACAAUAAAUAAUGACUAGAUGGAAUGUGGGGGAGACACUUGGUGCUCUGUAUUUUCUUUACCAUUUUUGUAUAUUUUUUUCCAUUGGAAUGCUGUCGUAUUUUAUUGUUCUCAUUUUUCUAAUGCAUUACAGUCUUGCAGUGAAGUUAAUUUCCAUAAGAGUAGUUUUAAUAAUUUGCUGUUUUCACCAUAUACUUUUAGCAAACUAUUUUAGUAAUUACCUACAUGUUUUGGUAUAUCGUGUUGGCUUUGUGACACACACAACGUGUAAGGAAAACAUUGUACUUGUAUUAAAAUU
Procambarus clarkii (red swamp crayfish) is the source of this 5238-nucleotide messenger RNA. Lineage: Eukaryota; Metazoa; Arthropoda; Malacostraca; Decapoda; Cambaridae. The record is from RefSeq and is a predicted model, not a curated record.